Corylus avellana is the source of this 991-nucleotide messenger RNA. RefSeq names its product PTB domain engulfment adapter. Lineage: Eukaryota; Viridiplantae; Streptophyta; Magnoliopsida; Fagales; Betulaceae. The record is from RefSeq and is a predicted model, not a curated record.
GGUAUUAUUUAUUUAUUUAUUUCCCUCAAACUGAAACUAUGACUUUCAACCGCUCCAACGUUUUAGCCAAAGCAAAUGGCCUCAUUACCGUUCACAAAAUCAGCAAUUCCAAGAGGCAAAGAUGAAGUGUAUGUAGUGGCAGUACCUCUAAGGGCAACAAAAGGACCAGCCCAGGUGCUUAUGUCUGCUGCUUACUCCCUCAAUAUCUGGGAUUUGCAGCAUUUUAUGGUCCUAAUCAAACCCUCCUCCCCACCUCCUUCCUGCCAGGUCCUCUUUCAUCUAAUUCCCAUCCUGGGUUUUCCAUUUUUUGUUCAUAAGGCCUUGGUUUUUGAUUUUCAACCUAAAGAUCCUGAAAAUUUAUAUGUGGCUCUUGAUGUUAUAUCUGGUAGAGCAGUACCGGGAGUUCUUCUUAUGAGGGAGCUGAGAAAAGUACCAAGAAGCAAAUGCUGGUAUGUUGGAUCUCCUGAAGUGGAUGCUGUAGAUAUAGCAUGUGAAUUCAAUAAAAGCUGGGAAACAGAUUUGAGGGUUGGCCACCAUGACUGUCGAGAUUAUACCAAUGGCUUGGUUGAGUAUCUCACUGGCCAAAAAGAUGUGUUGGAGCACUUGAGAAGAAGCACUAGUGGUCUGGGGUAACCAACAACUUGCAAGGCUAUCUGCCCAUAAACAAAAAUGUCCUAUCAUUUCUUCAAGGACCAAUGCUAUACCAUGUUCCUUCAGAAGUUAUAUUCAGCCUCUCAUUGCUAACUAAUAUUUAUGUAUAUGUAUGUGAUGUUGUGGGGCCUGAACCACUACAUGAGUUGAUUCAUUGUAAACUAAAAAUUCAUGUUUAAAAUGUGAGGUAUUAAAUAGCAGCCAAAGGACUCUUAACCCCCAUGGCGCCCCCAAAAAAUGAGUUCUUCCCAGGCUGUGUAAACCUAUUUUUUACUAGAAUUUAAUUUUAUCCUGCAAUAUGGGGCAUUCCUUGUCAUAAUUAAGAGUGUUGUUAGAGGUA